This is a messenger RNA of Nicotiana tabacum (common tobacco), 378 nucleotides long. The record is from the annotation of a RefSeq genome assembly. Lineage: Eukaryota; Viridiplantae; Streptophyta; Magnoliopsida; Solanales; Solanaceae.
AUGCGGAACACAUGCAAGUCCAGAUUGAAAGAUAAGGAAGGCAAGUCAAAGCGGAAAGAAAGCCUUAGCCGGAGCAGUAGCCAGAGAAGCAAGAACAGCAAGGCAAAAAGUGGUCUCAGGCAUUCCAACUGCAUGAACGUAAAUCUUAUCUAUGUCACAGGUUUGAUGAUCGCUAACGCACACAAAACCAAUAUCAUAACUUUUUUUGCAGGCAGAAGGAAAGAGAAAACGAGCGAAACGAAGUGGAGCGAGGGGGAGGGAGGAUCUACUUGGAAUUGGCUGUCAGUGAAUCCCAAGUAUGACAUAGAUAGAGGAAAGAAAAUCUCUUACAUGCCGAAGGUACAUCUGAGACCUUCCUUCCAAGCAACUAUGACAUAG